AUGGAUACAAGUGUCCAGUUCACCAGCGAUAAAGCCAACCGGCGUCGCACUCAGAAUCGUCUAGCUCAGCGCAAGUUCCGCGAGAAGAAGCGGAGAAUAACAGACAAUCAUGAUGCUGAUGUGCAUACGACUCAAGAGAUAGCUGAGACUUUCAAUAUAGCAUCUCAACCGACACCAACUACAAAUAAUUCAUCUUCAUCUGCCAAUUCUUUGCCUUCGGUCGCAAAUGCAACUGAACUUGCUGGAGCUUUGUCUUCAGAUGAGAUCCCUAUCAUCAUUAAUAGUCCAGAGCCGAUAGAUAACUUCGAUUUCAAUUUCGAUCCAAUAAGCCAGCUAUUGAAUGAAACCAAUGAUCAGAACCUCUUUCAGUUACUCGAUCAAUCUCACAGCGCUAUUGAUGACCGCCCAUCCCGUCAUACAAUUCCUGGCUCUGACAUUCGCCAAAGCAGUCCAGGUUCUCAAAUAACACAACCUCGCAGUGCCGAGGCAAUGUUCGGACUCAUUACAUCGGCAAGGAGUGACAAAGGAUGGAUCAGCACACUUCACAUCGCCGCUCAGAAGGGCCACGAAAAUAUUAUUCGAAUGCUUUUGCUCCGUAAGAACAGCGAUGUAAACAAGCAUGACAGCGACGGUCGGACACCCUUGAUGCACGCGAUAAUUGAGAACCAUAAAUCUGUGGUCGGCCUUUUGCUCUCUCAUGGCGCUAUCAUUGGUCUGUCUGAUUGUGACGGUCGCAGUGCACUGCACUGGGCUGUUUUAUAUCAGCGAACCGACAUACUCCACAUAUUGCUCGAACAUCACGCCAAGUACGAGCGCAGCUUAGAUAUUGAUGCCCCUGAUAAUAAGGGCUGGACUCCACUGCAUAUAUCUGUGACUAGGGCCUUUGAAGAUGGAGUUUUGAUUCUGCUCCAAGAAGGAGCGGACAUCAAUGCUAUAGCACACAAGUGUCCAUAUACCGGCAAAGUGAUGCCGUCAGUGGAUAGACAGUCUUAA
This is a messenger RNA of Penicillium angulare, 993 nucleotides long. RefSeq lists its product as uncharacterized. NCBI's taxonomy places the organism in Eukaryota, Fungi, Ascomycota, Eurotiomycetes, Eurotiales, Aspergillaceae. Gene Ontology annotation, biological process: regulation of DNA-templated transcription. Gene Ontology annotation, cellular component: cytoplasm; nucleus. The transcript is spliced from 2 exons. Gene Ontology annotation, molecular function: protein binding; DNA-binding transcription factor activity. The coding region runs from base 1 to 993 and encodes 330 amino acids. The record is from RefSeq and is a predicted model, not a curated record.